Molecule: messenger RNA, 3205 nt
Organism: Pectinophora gossypiella (pink bollworm)
Lineage: Eukaryota; Metazoa; Arthropoda; Insecta; Lepidoptera; Gelechiidae
Product: aminopeptidase N
Exons: 16
Coding region: 103-2919 (938 amino acids)
Biological process (GO): peptide catabolic process; proteolysis
Cellular component (GO): cytoplasm
Molecular function (GO): zinc ion binding; metalloaminopeptidase activity; peptide binding
Source: RefSeq, a predicted model, not a curated record
CGUCAGCACAAAUGGGGCAUAUCCUGGCAUCAAUUGGGUUGGCAGCGGAGUGUGACUCCAAGCCCAGUGCCACUCCGGCCGACCACACUUCACCACGUCACCAUGUUCGGCGUGGGCUUAGCAUUCGUGUGCCUCUGCUUCUCCGUCGUCCAAUCCUUGCCACCGGAUAAGGUGUCAGCGUUCCACAUAAUAAAGACUCGAAGUAUAGAUUUGAACACGGCUUAUGGCUUGUCCAUGGAGAAUCGUCUAAACAAAGCGGUGCAGCCAACCAAUUACCGACUGGAACUGGAACCUUACCUUGAAGACGCUGUGUUCAAAGGUCAUGUGAAGAUUAAUCUAGUGUGGCUGUUGGACGCUGACGAAAUUACCCUGCAUUGUGCCCAUGAGAUUGAAAUCACUGAGACGGAAGUCAAGAUUUUGGGGCACAACUCAGACCGGGUUGACACAAUCGAUAUCGUGAAGCAGACAAUGGACCCGAAGAAACCAGUUCUUAAUAUCAAACUUGAUAGAAUAAUCCAGAGGGGAACUAAAGGGUUCAUCGUGUUCAGUUACAAUGGAAAUAUGGAAACUGCUACCACUGAGGCUUUCUUCAAGACUGUUUACAUCACCGAUCAGGAGGUAGAGAGGAUCGUAGCAGGGACACAACUGCGGCCCACAAAUGCUAGACGUAUGUUCCCUUGUUUCGACGAGCCGAGUUAUAAGACUCCUUUUGAACUGAGUGUUGUACGGCCCAAGAAUAUGAUUGCACUCAGCAAUACACCCGUAGCUAAGACCGAGGAGAUUACUGGAGAACCAAACGCAGUAUGGGAUCACUUUGAGAAGACGCCUCCGAUGUCAACAUUCACACUUGGUCUCGUCAUCGCUGACUUAAAGCAGCUGGGCAACUCCACGGUGGUCACAGAUGAUGCCGGUGGCAAAAUGGAGCUCCGCGUUUGGGGUCGCCCAGAGUUCCUGCCAGCCCUGGAGGGUAUCAACGAGAAGUUCGUACGAGUGUUCACCGAGAUUUCCAACUACUGGAAUUCUUCGCUGCCGAUACGCAGGAUGGACCUCGUGGCAUUGCCCAACUACCAGGGGGUGAAGCCUGCCGAUAACUGGGGGCUGAUUGUUUUCAAAGAGAGCGAUCUGGCCAGCAAGGGGUAUCUGCAGUUGGCUUCAGAACUGACGUACCAAUGGAUGGGAGCAUUCACCACGCCGGCGUGGUGGACCGACGCCCACUUAAACAAGGCUCUAGUGGGAUAUCUCGCUGCCGAAAUUGCUUUUAAGAUUAACAAUGGAUCAGAAAUGGAAGGCAAAUGGCCGAUGACUGUACUUUACUCACUAUACUACGAGUUCAGCAAACGCUACCCUCAUUCUCGUAUCACUGGCAUGAAGCAAGAGACCACGUGCACGAAGAUUGAACUGCUCUUCAGAAUGUUCAACCUCACCCUCGGAGGAGAGACCUUCAGAAAUGGCUUGAGAGAUUUCCUUGAAAUCAGCAAGUACAAGACCUUCCAUGGCGAUGAUAUCUGGUAUGCGCUAGAUAGUUCUGCCAAGAAAGACAAGAAAGUUGCUGAGGACAUCAGUGUUAGGUCAAUUGCCAGGAGUUGGACAGAUAGGGACAGAUUGCCGCUUGUUACUGUGACUAGAAACUACGACGCCAAGACUGCUCAUGUGACGCAGAAAGUGUUCCUUCGUGAGCGUCCCCAUGACGUUCCCGAUGCCGAUCGCAUGUUGUGGUUUAUCCCGCUGGUAAUAGCACGCAGCGACAAACUGGACUUCACCAAGACUUCUCCCGUCGCUUGGAUGAAGAACCAGAAGGAACACGACCUCAAAGACUUACCUAAUAAGGAACAUUUCAUCAUUGUUAAUCCUGAAGAAAUCGGUCCAUACCCUGUGAAUUAUGACCAAGACAACUGGAAUCUCCUGGCAACUUACCUACAAAGUAAUAAGCGUAACCUCAUCCCUGAGCUUACUCGAGCCAAGUUGCUCCACGAUGCCUGGAACCUCGCCUAUGCAGGAGAAUUGUCCUUCGCAACUGCAUUUAACAUGACCCUCUUCUUGAAGGAUGAAAGGAAUCACAUCGUGUGGGAUCCUGUGUUUACGAUGAUUGAUCACAUUGGCAGACAUAUUUGUGAUUGUAUUCACGGAAAAUUCCAGGCGUAUGUCAGAGCUCUUUUGAGUCCUCUCUACGAGGAAUUGGUGAAGAAUGAGCGCGAAGAUGAGGAGAAUUGGCGAAAGAAUCUGCGAUCGCAUACGAAAGCGUUCUUAUGCCAAGCUGGGUACAAGCCCUGCAUCAGGGAGGCUCAGGAGCAGUACAGCAAGUGGAUGCAGGCUAAGAACCCUGAUGAAGGCAAUCCUAUUUCAAACCAGUACAUCUGUCCUGUCUUCAAGUACGGUACGAAGAAGGAAUGGGAGUUUGGAUUACAGAGAGUGAUCAACUUCCCUCCAUCUCGCAAACAAAGCGAGAGAACUUAUCUUUUGAAGACCUUAGCUGGUUGUCCAGUUGAAGAAUAUAAAAUUAUGAGGUUACUGAACAUCACGGUGCUCGAAGGUAACGGAAACUUCACGGAAACAGACAUCUUCCUCAUCUUCAGUAUGCUGACGGGGGCUCCUCAAGGAUACACCACACUUUUCACAUUCCUUAAAAACAACUGGGACGUGCUUAAGGAAAAAUUCCAUAGCAAGACCAAUCUCUGGGACAAUCUGAUCACAUCAGCUACUUCUCAGUUCACGACCCAGUCUGGGUUGGAAAUGGUGUCCAGUUUAUACGUCUCCCACCAGGGAGAGUUCGGAUCUGCCGAACACAUCAUCGAGAAGUCUAUGAGGAACAUUAGAGAGGAAGCCAAGUGGUCCCAUGAGAACAUUCCAGUCAUUGAACAAUGGCUCGACAAAUACCUUGCCAACGUUGAUAUCAAAGAAGAACAGUUUAUCGACAACUAAGUUAAGACUAAGUCCUGUUCAUAUGACUAAGUGAUUCUAUUUAAUAAAAUACAACUUCGUCAAUACAUAUUCAAAUGUUAUAUCCAGUGUAUAAUAUCUACGCUGUCAUAUGAACCCUUUCUUAAAUUCAGAAUUCAAAUUACAAAAAUUGAAUUUAUUUUAUAACUGCAGUGCAGUAAAAAGAAGGUACUCGUAUUGUCAAUUAUCUAAGUACAGUAUUAUAGUAUUUAACUCAUAAUUUGUACAUAAAUUGGAUGUUGUUUACAAUAAAGUAAAAAAAAAGUGG